ACCGCCAUAUUGGGCAACUAAAAAAAGGGGGCUCGUCUUUUCGGGGUGUUUUUCUCCCCCUCCCCUGUCCCCACUCUCUCGCCGCUCCGUGACUCCGACGCCGGCAAGGUUUGGAGAUCCGCUCGGUCGGCGGGACCCGCGGGCUCGCAGCUGCCCGGACUCGGACUGGCUCUGCCCCCUCCUCUCUCCGCUGCGCUCCUCUCCCCUCCCCUCCCCGCCUCCCGCUCGCCUGUCCACUUGAUCGGCGGGGACUUGGGGCUGCCUGGCCGGGGCUGCCCCUCGCCCCCUCCCCCAGCCCCGCGCGCUCCUGACGCUCGGGCACUUACUCGUCCGUGUUUGUUUCUCUUGGCUCGGAGGGCAGUCGCAGGGCUUAUAAGAGGGGCUCGGGCUGGGUCGGGGCGUUUUGUUUUGUUCGUUUUGUUUUGCGAGAGCGCAAGAGAGGCGGUCGCCGAGCCCGGGGAGGAAGAUGUCAAACGUGCGAGUGUCUAACGGGAGCCCGAGCCUGGAGCGGAUGGACGCCAGACAGGCGGAGUACCCCAAGCCCUCGGCCUGCAGAAACCUCUUCGGCCCGGUCAACCACGAAGAGUUAACCCGGGACUUGGAGAAGCACUGCAGAGACAUGGAAGAGGCCAGCCAGCGCAAGUGGAAUUUUGAUUUUCAGAAUCACAAGCCCCUGGAGGGCAAAUACGAGUGGCAAGAGGUGGAAAAGGGCAACUUGCCCGAGUUCUACUACAGACCCCCGCGGCCACCCAAAGGCGCCUGCAAGGUGCCGGCGCAGGAGGGCCAGGAUGUCAGUGGGACCCGCCAGGCGGUGCCUUUAAUUGGGUCUCAGGCAAACUCAGAGGACACGCAUUUGGUAGACCAGAAGACUGAUGCACCGGACAGCCAGACGGGGUUAGCGGAGCAGUGCACUGGGAUAAGGAAGCGACCUGCCACAGACGAUUCCUCUCCUCAAAACAAAAGAGCAAACAGAACAGAAGAAAAUGUUUCAGACGGUUCCCCGAACGCGGGUUCAGUGGAGCAGACGCCCAAGAAGCCCGGCCUCAGAAGGCGUCAAACGUAAAGUACUCGAAUUGAGAGUAUGUUUCCUUGUUUAUCGGAUACAUCACUGCUUGAUGAAGCAAGGAAGAUAUAAAUUAAAAAUUUUGAAUACAUAUCGCUGACUCCACGGAGUGGACAUCCCUUAUAAGCACUGAACAGCAACAACCCAAUAACACUAAAGUUUUAGGCACUCUUAAAUCAUCUGCCUCUAAAAGCAUUGGAUGUAGCAUUGUGCAAUUAGGUUUUUCCUUAUUUGCUUCAUUGUACUACCUGUGUAUAUAGUUUUUACCUUUUAUGUAGCACAUAAACUUUGGGGAAGGGAGGGCAGGGGGGGCUGAGGAAUUGGCAUGGGGGGUGGGGUAUGAAGAGCUUGCUUUGAUUUAGAGCAAGGAGAAAAAUAUUUGACUUGCACUAAGAGAAGCAGUUUGGGGGAAGGUUUUGUUUUCUUUAAAGAUGUAAGGUCCCUUUCAGUGAGAAUUGAUACUUCAUUUAAAAAAAUCAUCCAAAUUUGAACACUGGCUGCAGAUAAUUGAUACUUAUUUUUACAUGAAGCUUUUUCUCAUUUAGGAGCUCUGAUGAUUCCGUUAUGUAGCAGCAAAUGGCUAUUUUUUUUUUUUUUU
Molecule: messenger RNA, 1661 nt
Organism: Balaenoptera acutorostrata (minke whale)
Lineage: Eukaryota; Metazoa; Chordata; Mammalia; Artiodactyla; Balaenopteridae
Gene: CDKN1B
Product: cyclin dependent kinase inhibitor 1B
Exons: 3
Coding region: 467-1063 (198 amino acids)
Biological process (GO): regulation of cell cycle; G1/S transition of mitotic cell cycle; negative regulation of cell population proliferation
Cellular component (GO): cytoplasm; nucleus
Molecular function (GO): cyclin-dependent protein serine/threonine kinase inhibitor activity; protein-folding chaperone binding
Source: RefSeq, a predicted model, not a curated record